This is a messenger RNA of Patella vulgata (common limpet), 7483 nucleotides long. RefSeq names its product adhesion G protein-coupled receptor L2. Gene Ontology annotation, molecular function: G protein-coupled receptor activity. The record is from RefSeq and is a predicted model, not a curated record. Gene Ontology annotation, biological process: cell surface receptor signaling pathway; adenylate cyclase-activating G protein-coupled receptor signaling pathway. Lineage: Eukaryota; Metazoa; Mollusca; Gastropoda; Patellidae. The transcript is spliced from 20 exons. Gene Ontology annotation, cellular component: membrane. Bases 87 to 2924 code for a protein of 945 amino acids.
CACUCAACUACGUUAUUCAGUGAAAUGAUAUAUAGCACAUGUGUUGGGACUGUACGCUGUUAUGACUGACUCCGACUGACUGAAUAAUGUCGGCAAUGAAUGGAUUACAUGUUAUCAGCGUUCGACUGAUUUUUAUAACAACUUUACUACUACCGUUAGUUUUCUGUAAACCGUUGGAAUGUUUUGGGCAGUGGCAAGCAAUACACAGAGCAUGUUACAAAUUUGAUGAAAGUCCAAGAACAUGGCAGGCUGCAUCUGAUUCCUGCCAAGAAGAUGGAGGAGAAUUAAUGUCCAUUGGCUCUCGGGUAGAAUUUAUGAAGAUUAAGAAAGCCGUUCAAGCUAGAAUCAACAAGGAUCAUAUGUUGACGUGGUGGGUGGGUUUAAGACGAGAUACUGACUCUCGUAGAUUUGACAGAUGGUUGGAUGGUGGCAUCUUCUCAACUCGUGUAACCCAGUGGUCUCCGGGGGAACCCAAUAACAGAAGACAACGAGAAAAUUGUGCUGAAUUUAAGUUUGAUGGGAAACUUAAUGAUAAAGAUUGUACAAUGGAAAGACCGUUUGUCUGUGAAUUAGUAACGAUUACUCAACGAACAACUCUCCAAACAACAGCCCAAGCUACAACAGAAGCGUCUACUACCAAAGCAACAACUCUUUUGACAAGUACAGCUAGCGAGGUAACGUCACCAAAACCAAACACCCCACCGGAUACAACAGUGACCACCAAGAAACUGCCAGUCGUAGUGGAAGAAGUCGGAGAGGAUCCGACAACUACGCCAGCUACCUUAAAACCCGUACUGCAGGAUGAGGAAGAGGAUCUCUCCAUUUACAAGGUCUGUUUUGAUUAUGAUAAGAUUGUCAAAAGCAGGAAAAAGAACAAGAUGAGUUCCAAUAUGAUUCAUUUUGAUACCAGCAACACGUGUCCUUCCAUGGCAUCAUCAGAGAUAUCAUGGCCGCAAACAGAGGGCGGACAGGUGGCUGUGAUGCAAUGCAAGAGAGGAACAGGUAAGGCUACCUUUACGUGUGGCCAAAAUCCAACUUGCUGGCGAGGUACUCCAGAUGUAUCCGGAUGUGCUUCACCAAAAUUUCAACAAAUAUUCAAAAGAGCAAAGGAGAUUUUUGCCACAAAGAAUAGAACAACUACUGAAGCAGAAGCUCCACAAGAAUUCUCUGUGAAUGAGACACUUGUAGUUUCUGAAACAUUGGCACAGAUCACAGAAAAGGAGACGGUCUCUGUGGCUGACGUCAUUCUCACCUCCCAAGUGAUGGAAAAGCUUGGUAAAACCAAAUUCGCCAAGGGUCCAGGCAAUAAACAUGAAUUCAAGAAAAUUUUCAAGAAUGUUGUGAAAACAGGAAGUAACUUGGUAUCCCAUAACCAGACAUCCACUUGGUCUGGUAUGAACCCAGUAGAUAAAGCAAGAUGUGCCAAAGGCCUACUCGUUGCUAUGGAAUCCGCCACCGUCUCCAUGGCACAUUCCAUUGAUUAUCCAGUUGCUAUAGAAACCCAUGACGAAAACAUAGAUAUGCAGCUACGUGUAAUUAAUGUAUCUAAUGACGAUACCCAACCAAUGGUUUAUGAGGAAGGGAAAUCUGAUGUUAAAUUCUCUAUACCAAAAGAAACCCUUCAAAAACUCAGUAAAGGUGGACUGGCCAAAGCUGUAUUUAUGACUCAUUACAAAAUGGCGGAUAUUUUAGACGAACAAUCGCCGGAGGAGUCGGAAGAAAGCGUCAUCCAACCAAAAAUAGCUAGUUAUAUAUUUAGUGCUACGUUAGAUGGAAAUGAUAAUUCCAGACUUCCAGAACCUAUUACCUUCACCAUGAAACAUGUACAUAGCUUUAGUGCUAACUCAGUUCCAUUGUGUUCUUUCCUCAAUAUGUCGGGGGCUGUUGGAACUUGGUCUCAGGAUGGUUGUGAAGUGGUCAGUACAGAUGCCGGUCAGACAACCUGUCAAUGCGACCAUCUAACAAACUUCGCCAUAUUAAUGGACGUACAAGGAGUCGAGAUGACUGAUGUACAUUCGUCCAUGUUGAGGUAUAUAACAAUAGUAGGAUGUGUUAUAUCACUUGUUUGUUUAGUUAUUUGUUUUCUCACAUUCAACUGUUUCAGUGCUAUCCAGGGAGAAAGAAACUCCAUACAUAAGAAUUUGGUAUUCUGUUUGUUUGUUGCCGAACUUUUGUUUUUAGUUGGAAUUGAUAAAACUGGAGACAAGUUAACAUGUGGUCUUAUAGCAGGAUUCCUUCAUUAUUUCUUCUUAACAGCCUUCACAUGGAUGUUACUAGAAGGUCUACAUAUCGUCUGUAUGUUAGUACAAGUUUUUGAUGCUUCUAAAUCCAGAUUACCCUACUAUUAUUUUGUAGGAUACGGUUUUCCACUAGCAAUCGUAGCUGUAUCAGCUGGUGUUUUCUAUCAAGGUUAUGGUACUGAUAGAUUCUGUUGGUUGACGACGGAGAGAUAUUUUAUCUGGAGUUUUGCUGGUCCAGUAGCCGUUGUUCUUCUGGUAAAUGCCGUGAUUUUGGUCUAUGCCAUGUCGACGGUUUGUCGUCAUUCUGAGUAUGUGUUCAAUAGUAAGGAGAAAAACGGUAGUAGCGAUAACAUGAGAGCGUGGAUUCAAGGGGCGAUGGCAAUAGAAGUAAUACUUGGCUUGACCUGGGUGUUUGGAUAUUUCUUCUUAUCUCAGGAGACCAUUGCUCUGGCAUAUAUCUUCACUAUUCUCAACAGUCUUCAGGGGCUAUUUAUAUUCUGUUUCCAUUGUAUACUAAACAAAAAGGUGAUCAAGGAAUACAAAAGAAUAUUCCACAUCACCAAGCGACCAGCCUCAUCUACUCAAACAGCUUCAUUGAUGAGGAAACAAGGAACAUCGUAUGAGAUGUCCAACCCUAGUCACAGUCAUAGUCUCACUAACUCCAACACAGAAUCAAAAGCUUAAACCACCACGUGUGGUAUUAUAUAUAACCUUCACUAAACUCCAACACAGAAUCUAAAGCUUAAGUCACCACGUGUGGUAUCUAAAGUUUAAAUCAUCACGUGUAGUAUUAUAUAUAACCUUCACACAAAAUCUAAAGCUUAAAUCACCACGUGUGGUAUACAAAGCUUAAAUCACCACGUGUGGUAUCUAAAGCUUAAAUCACCACGUGUGGUAUCUAAAGCGUAAAUCACCACGUGUGGUAUCUAAAGCUUAAAUCAGCACGUGUGGUAUCUAAAGCUUAAAUCAGCACGUGUGGUAUCUAAAGCUUAAAUCACCACGUGUGGUAUCUAAAGCUUAAAUCACCACGUGUGGUAUCUAAAGCUUGAAUCAGCACGCGUGGUAUCUAAAGCUUAAAUCACCACGUGUGGUAUCUAAAGCCUAAAUCACCACGUGUUGUGUCUAAAGAUUAAAUCACCACGUGUGGUAUUGUAUACAACCUUUACUAAGUCUGCAUAAUAGUUGGGAUAGUGCCCUCUGAUGGCGAGGCGGUGUGGUGAUAGGGGGCAUGGGCGCACCUAUAUACCCUCAAUAAGGGUAGUAGGCAAUUGUGGUUCGGUCCUCAGCCCCAUCGGUAGCAUAAUCCUGGCUACGCCACUGGCACUAUCCCAUGGGGUCUACCGAGUGUAAUGUUUUCAUAUUCACUGCCAACUGUUUUAAAAUAUUUUAUUCUUUAAAGAGUAAAAGAGUUCUGAUUGGUGAGCGACGAGCGUCGAUUUGAGUGCUACAAAUUAUUUAUUGCUUAAUAUACUGCCAAAAUUGCAUUGCUACUGUUCCGUGCUAAUUUAAAAUUAGAGGACCAGAGAUGAGCUUAAUGUCGUCUUUUGGAGUUUGUAUUUAAACCAAUAUUUCCUAUUAGUUUUAAUUAUUUACAACUUUUUUUAUAUACAAAGGUCAAAUUAAACCAUUCCAUUGGGUGACCGUUAUUUAAAGGUUUGACUGUACAUAUUCUAUGGUAUAUAACUUACAAUCUGUAUUAGAAUUUAAGAUGUCUCAAUUUAAUACUUUCUACUAACAGACUAUCUUUAUUAUUCUUGUGAUUAUAUGAAACAAACCGAAAAUAGUGGAAGGAUUCUGCUUUUUCAUAGACUCGGAGGCACCAUCCUUGAGCAAACUUUACCUCUUGGCCAAUGAAAGGGUCGAGACAAAAUCCUUGAGCAAACUUUACCUCUGGGCCAGUGAAAGGGUUGGGACACAAUCCCUGAAAAAAAACUUUACCUCUUGGCCAGUGAACGGGUUGAGGCACAAUCCUUGAGCAAACUUUAACUCUAGGCCAAUGAGAAGCUUGAGUCACAAUCGUUGACCAGUGAAAGGGUUGAAUUCUUAAACUAUUUUAGGUUUUGUGGACAAGUCCAAUGGUCUGUUAAUGUUUUGUGUUAUCGUUUAUUCACAUGUUUCAAUCAUUGUUUAUACUAAGUCAUCUUAUUUACUUUGUUCAAAACUUAGAAAAAGACCAUGGUUAAAUUCAGGGUAUAUAUUUAUACUGUGCAUUAUAUCACACAUAACCCAUGGGUUACAAAUCUCCUUGGGUUUUGUUAACCACCAUAAAACACAGAUCCUACUUCGUUUCGUUUCUUUUAUCCAACGUACAAAGAAACGAAACGAAAUAUAGAUAUGUGGGGAUUUAUUUUUUAUCGUGUAAAUAUAUCAUUUAAUUGUUAUGUUCAUGUCAACUUAGUGGUCUUUAAGUGUAUUAUGUAUUUGUUUUUAUACGCGUCAAUAUUUUAAUGUAGUCGUAAAUUACUUUGUUUUCGUCCAUGGCUAUUCUCCCAUCGGUCAUCCGUACGUUUUGUAUCAUCGAUGUAGGCCUAUGUUUUAGUAUAGCCAUAUCUGUUAUGUUGUCGUCUCCAAGUUCUGUUCUUACGUCGGUUCGAAGAACUUUUUUUUAAAAGAUACAUUAGUUAAGAGCUAAAUAUGCCUAUUGCAAGUCUUUCUUUAGGCUUCAAAUGUUACAGAAAUUAUUAAUCAGACCUUUAUUUACAUACCAAGCCCAAAAUCAACCCUGUAGAUCCUCGAAUGGCUUGGAUACAGCUUCGCUUUGAAAAGCCGUCCGUUUAAUAAUUAAAUCAUUAAAUAGCUGACCAAGCUAACAUUUACCAUUAAUCACUGACAUCACUACCGGAGACUGCCGAUGAAAGACCUGCCAAUCGAGAGUACCGUAGUCAUUGAGAAUGUUACUUGAUAAUUAAUCGAGAAUAUCUGGGCGGAGUUAUCGUAUGUAAAUCAAACUAUCGGCAAUUCUCGGAAACGGUGCGGAGACAGUUGAUGCCUACUUCUAGUCCAAACUUAGAACAGAAUAAAGUAAUUUGACUGACAUUUUGUUAUCAUCUAUUUUUGAACGGUUAUAUCAAGAAUGGCCACCUCUCUAUUAAAACGUGUCAUUAAUCGUUAUGUGGUUGAUGGUUGGCUCGUCUAACGCGUGCGCGUUAGGUCUGUAAGUUGCAAGUAGUGUCGUCUGCCUAACCUCAAGGGAUUUGCCCCCCGUUUCCUUCCGUCCCUAAAUAUCCCUGCGCGUAAGCGAAUUAAUGAGUAAAGAUUUACCUGAUGCUAGUCGUGGGGUUGGGUGGCCGAAUGGUUAGCGCACUCGUUGUAUUAGAAGGUCUGUCGUUGAGUCAAAUGGCGUGGUUUCGAUUCCCCGCCUGUAUGUGGCAAGGAUUAGGGUCGACUGUCCAACCUUGUGGGUUUUCUCCGGGUCCCCCGGUUUCCUCCUACUGCUAAAAACCCCUACGCGCAAGCGAAUUAUUGAAAUAAAAUUGAACCAUAUGUUAGUCACGAAAUAACCCAGUUUGUGGCGAGUGGACGUUAAACUCCAUUUCUCUAUCUCCCCUAAUGCUAGUCCCGACUUGACCCAGUUUGUGGACUCGAACAUCCAGAGUCCCUGAGGGAUGUAUAAAGAAAGCCGAGAGGUAGCCAUUUUGAAUCUUGUAGGGCCCGUUAAGUCGUCCAGUAAAAACUUAUCGAUAGUAUAUUGGUUAGAUAUCGUAGUUCACCCAAGCCUUUAAUUUAUGUGCGAUAUAGCUGCUGGUGGGUAUGUUUUGUUGCCAGGCAACACAAAAUAUAUUCUUAUUUUAAACACAGAAUGGCAUAUUUGAUAUUAUCAACAUGUUGUAGAAAUUCGUACUCCUGUUAGUCAAAGGAGAUACAUAUAUUAUAUUCUAUAUGUUGAAUUGAAUUCACGCAACAUGUGUUUAUAUCCGGUGGGUAAUCAAACAUCCAAGUAAAAUAAUGAAACUAUGGUCUGAAAAUAUGGCAUUUUUCUGUGAAUUAUCUGCCCCUUUUUUUAAAGUAUAUCGGCCUACAGGUUAUUUGAAAAUUCUCAUUUUCCCAGUUGGUGCAAAUUAUUAGGACUUUAAGCCAGGUUCCCACUGUCGUCAGGCUCCCACUGUCGUACGAUGCGUUACGAUAGGUGUGUCCCUAAUAGAGACUUUUGGCAAGCGGAUUUUUCCCAUCCGUGUCCCGUAUCCGUAUCGUAUAUACGUGAUACGUUGCGUCGAUGUAGUUUUAGAGUUUUGGCAGAUUUUAGCAAUUUUUGGUUUCACUAAUGUAUCAUUUCAGAAAGUUUAGCCCAUAGAUCAACCAGUAUGCAGACAGGCGGGAAAAAUAUGAAAAUUCCGAUAAAAACCCAUAAAAAAAUGAUUAAAUUGCAGUCGUUAUCACUGUUAAAAUCACAUCAAAUAUACACCUUCGUGUUCCAGGAUACACAUAGAUUCAUAAAAACGCUAUGAUGCAACAUUUCAGCGUCUAAAAGUAGCAAAAAAGACGGUAAAAAGACGACAGUGUUAUACGGACCAUUUCCGUAUGAAAGCCGUUCCAUACGUGCUGCCGUAUCCGUGUGCCGUAUCACGUAUGAGAAAUACACAGAUAUUGAUGACGUCACACGCAAAAUCCAUACGGAUACGCGAUACGGACCAGGAAAUUACGCUUGCCAAAAGUCUCUAUUGAGUCAACGAUCUGCUACGUGUAGAUACCUUGGGAUACGUUCGGACACGUUUCGAGACGAUCAACACGAUUACUACAACUGACCUCAAUAUAUGACAAGACCUGGGCCAUGUUUCACGAAAUUUCAACAAAAAUAAAUCCAAUUUUAAUAAUUUGAUUGGAUAAUAUUAGAUUGAUUUUAGUGCUUAGCCAAUCAAAAUUGAAGUAUCUACUAAAAUUUAAAUUUUAUCUUUAUUUAAGUUUUCGAGAAACAGGGCCCUGAUAGGAUCACAACGAUUACUCCACGAUUUUAAUCGCGGCACGAAUCGUGAUAUUGGGAACCUAGCAUUAAGCCUCUUUUCAUUUGAAAUUAUAAAGUAAACUUUUGAAUUGGCCAAGUUUGAAACCUGGACAUUCUGUUUCUAUUUAUAAUGGUAUAAAUUAUGUAAUAUUUUAACAACUGAUGCAGCAUUAGGAUGUCAGUGCUCUUGCCAACUGUAAAUGCGGCUGAAACGAGUAAAAUCCAUAGUAAAUAUAUUUAUAUUGUUAUGUGUUGUUUGACAAAAUUUGUUUUUUGCUAUUAAACUGUCUUCAAAGAUCAUGAA